AAAGUAGGGCCUGUCCACGAAAGUAUGAAAGAUUUCGUGGACGGUCCGCCGCAGUAGUUUCCCCCCGCAUCGCCUCUCAAGCAUCCAUUCUUGGACGAUCCUUCAACUAGGCAGGCUCCAGCGUCACUGCUCUCACUCACCCUCUCACUCUCUCAUUCCAUCACACCCUCACUCUCUCACUCCAUCACACCCUCACUCUCUCACUCUCUCUCUCGCUCUCGUUCCCCUCCGUGCCGCUCCGUCCUUGACUCUCCGCGCCUUUACUUCCGCCAGCUGGCAUGGCGCUUUGCGUCUCUUGCCCCUCCGCGCAAAUCCUCCGCCCAUGCGCCCCGCAAGCCCAUUCUUGCGCGACCGGCGCAUCCCGCUUGCUCUCCCCUUUCCCCGCGCCACCCGUGGGCACCCUCCCCGCUUCUUCCGCCUUUUUGACGCGCGUUCCCCUGCGCGUCGGUAGGCGGACACGUGUCGACUCCAGGUCCAGCCACGUGUCCAAGCGCGCGGUAACUCUGCGCGCCACGGCGGAGGGAAGUGGCGGGAAUCCAGGAUCGGGGGAUGGCGAGACGUUCGUUGGAGUUUACGGGCCGUGGAAAAUAGAAGACUCGGACCGCACUGAGGUGUUCCUCUACCGAGCGGGCCUCGUUACAGCGUCCCUCUCCUUCCUCCUCGCCGCCUCCUCUGCCUUCCUCCCCGCGGACUCCCCCCUCCUCCCCCUCGCGCUCCCCGCGCUCGACCCGCUCUUCGCCCUCGGCGCCGCGGGUCUAGGGACGUCCUUAUUCCUGAUCCACAUCUACGUCACGCCGAUUAAGAGGGCGCUGCAGCUGCUGUGGCUGGUGGGGGUGGUGGGCGCAGUGGCGCUCGCGGCGGGGUAUGCGGGGAGGGAGGGAGUGGGGGUGGUGGAAUAUGUGGUGGGGCAUGGCGGGGGCGUGUGGGCCGUGGGGCCUCUGUUUGCUGCGCUCACUGGACUAGUGUUCAAGGAAGGGCUGUGCUACGGCAAGCUGGAGGCAUCUCUGCUAGUCUUCGUCAUCCCCACUCUGCUGCUGGGUCACCUCAGCGGCUUCAUGGACGUGACAUUUGAGAAGGGCCUGUUGGCCGUGUGGAUGGCGCUAUUUGCUGUCUUCGCUGCUCGCAAGUUCACCCAGCCAGUCAAGGACGAUAUAGGUGACAAGAGUGUGUUCAUAUUCCAGGCGUUGCCGGAGCAGCAGCAGCAAGAGCUCCUGGCUCGGCUCAACAUGCAGACCAGGGACUCCGAGUGACACAGGGUCUCCCUACUGGCUGUAGGUUAUUCCAAUAUAGAUCUCCCUGUACCCGGGGUGCCCUGUGACCUGACCUAGCUGUAGGGUUUUGGCAUGGUACAAUAAUAACAGGAUGUGGGGUAAUUUUGCUUUUGAGUAGCAGGAUAAUUUUUUUUCCUAAUGCAAAGUCUUCACUUACUGAGGGUGUGGUGCAUAUAGUUCCGGAACUGGCUUGUGUGGCCGCUUUUUCAGGAUCACCCUGAUUUUCAAAGGGUA
Closterium sp. NIES-67 is the source of this 1505-nucleotide messenger RNA. The record is from the annotation of a GenBank genome assembly. Lineage: Eukaryota; Viridiplantae; Streptophyta; Zygnematophyceae; Desmidiales; Closteriaceae.